GUUCACAGAAACCAAUGUGGAUUCACAAAGACAUCUGAAACACGGAGCCCCUGAAAUAUAGCUGCCCGGGGCGUUACCAAGAUGGCCGCUGAGUGAACUGACUUGCUUUAAAGGAGAGGGACUGCAGUGUCUUGUGUGAAAAAAAGCCUAUCUGACCACUGACACACAAAUGACCAGUGAUGGCCACAGCAUCAGACUUAACGGAUGAUUCAGUCGAUAAAGUAGUGUCUAAACACAUUUUCAACCCUGUGGAGAGGAUUACACUAGCUAUUUUCCUGGUGGUUGUCAUUAUAAUGACUGCACUUGGUAAUUUGCUUGUGAUGGUGGCACUCUGUAAAGACAGACAGCUAAGGAAGAAGAAAACCAACUACUUCAUUGUAUCACUGGCAUUUGCUGAUCUUCUAGUUGCACUUGUUGUGAUGCCCCUGGCAGCGAUAGAGUUGACAACAGGUCAGUGGAGUUACGGAGACACAUUCUGCUUGGUCCGGACCUCACUGGAUGUGCUGCUAACCACUGCAUCAAUCCUCCACCUGUGCUGCAUUGCCCUAGACAGGUACUAUGCAAUAUGCUGCCAGCCUCUGGUCUACAGUAACAAGAUGACACCUGUAAGAGUGUCACUGAUGCUGAUUGGAUGCUGGGUCAUUCCCUUUUUCAUCUCCUUCCUGCCCAUCAUGCAAAGCUGGAAUAAAAUUGGAAUUGAGAAAAUUGUUGAACACAGAAAAUUCAACCUUUCUAGUAAUACAACUUCUUGCGUGUUCAUUGUCAAUCGACCCUAUGCCCUGGUCUGUUCGGCUGUGGCCUUCUACAUGCCUUUGGUGCUGAUGGUUCUUGCCUAUCAGCGGAUCUACAUCACCGCUAUGGGCCAUGCUCGACGAAUUGGCUCACUGCAUCGGGCGGGUUCGGCCCCCUCAACAUACCCUAACCAUGACCAACAAGGCUCCAGUCGUAUUAAGAAUGAAACCAAGGCAGCCAAGACACUGGCCAUCAUCAUGGGCUGCUUCUGCCUGUGCUGGGCACCCUUCUUUAUCACCAAUGUGGUGGACCCCUUCAUCCAUUACACCGUACCAAUGCAGAUGUGGACAGCUUGGCUCUGGUUGGGCUACAUCAAUUCAGGCUUGAACCCGUUCCUCUAUGCUUUUCUGAACCGUGCUUUUCGGAGAGCCUUCCUCAUGAUCCUGUGCUGUGGGGAUGUUCGCUAUGCCUGGCAGGAUGGCUUUAGUCCAAGCAGACCAUUAUCAGCGUCUGUCAACGGGAACUCCAUGAAUCUCAGAUUGUCAUUUCUACCGAACCGAAGGUACAGUGACAAUUCCAACCGAAUCCUGUCAAGCGAGCUGGAGUCGCAGGAAUCUGUUGUUGCCUCAUAGAGGUCCCAUGUCUGCAGAUGCCACUUGAUGACUGAUCAAACAUCAGCCCACAUUGGAAAUAUAUCUCAAAUCAGAGAGUUUUAAUUCAUCCUGGUUUCCUUUUUGAUGGGUAUUUGCUUUCAAAGAUAUAUAAUAGUUACAAAGGUGGACUAUAUACAGUAGGCCUAUUUCACAGAACUUCUGUUAGGAUAAAUUUGCAUGCAGGCAUGUUACAGAACUGAUUAAAUCAGUGUGAAUGCAAAAAGAUAAUGUCCAGGAAUGUUCAAGGAGAUGGGGAAAGUUUAAGCACAACAAAGCAAAUGAAGGCAAAGACUGCACUUUUAAGAGAAAUCUCUCUUGAUCAUUUUCAAGCUGUUCUCAUCUUUCAAGUUCAGAGGAACAUGGCUAGUUUAGCAGUAAAGUCUGACAAACAAUGACAAAUCCUGCUCAGCGGGUGAGAGAAAGUGCCCCAUAAUUUAAGCAUGCAGUUAUUAUUGCAUCCAGUAAACCAUUUCCUCUAAUCAAGAUUUUCAGACUAAGAAGAUACUCCAUCUUUAAUCAUUAAUGUAUUUAUGUUUUUACAUGUACAGUUUUGGCUUCUGUGAAAAGAAUAAGUUAUUUGUCACUGCGUGACAUUUUUUAUUUUAAAGUAUCACUGUGUAAUCUAACUGCAUUUAUUGUACAGUGUAUCUGGAAGACCUAAAACCUAUUAAGUUUCAUAAAAAACACAUUGUUACU
This is a messenger RNA of Xyrauchen texanus (razorback sucker), 2081 nucleotides long. RefSeq names its product 5-hydroxytryptamine receptor 4-like. The coding region runs from base 180 to 1364 and encodes 394 amino acids. Gene Ontology annotation, molecular function: G protein-coupled serotonin receptor activity. Gene Ontology annotation, cellular component: plasma membrane. Lineage: Eukaryota; Metazoa; Chordata; Actinopteri; Cypriniformes; Catostomidae. The record is from RefSeq and is a predicted model, not a curated record. The transcript has 8 exons. Gene Ontology annotation, biological process: adenylate cyclase-activating adrenergic receptor signaling pathway; regulation of appetite; chemical synaptic transmission.